AUGUUACAUUUGGGACCUACUGGUGUUGUCCUCCAUGCUGAUGUGGAUCGUGAAGCUGCUCUUCGGGUAACCAGCAAACCACAGCCUACGGUUGAAGACUCUCUAGAUACCAUAGAUUUCUUGCAACUUGUGGACGAUGUCGACCAAAAGAGUGAUAAUCUCUAUUUUGGGAAACCUACUCUGGAAUCUCUGCUUUGCGGUGCCUGUUUAGAGUCCUUCAUUGAUGAGACUGGUGUCAGUGAUUGUUCCGAUUUUGCCUCAGAAGACCCUCUACGUCCUGGAUACAACGAAACUCGCUUUGAAGGAUUCACGACCGAAGCCAGCACCGAUGAAGAGGGAAAGGAGAUGGAGGUUAAGCGUUUCCGAUAUGGUAUCCCUUGGUUGACAUCUAGGAGAUUGGCUAAGCCGACUGUUGCCGACGUUGAGAGAUGCAUAACGAGGCAUAGAGUAUCUGCCAAUAAGUUGAAAGAAGAAGGCUCGUUUGAUCACUAUGCUAAAGUUUUUCAACGGUAUAUCGAUAUGGGUGUCUUAGUGAGGGUUGAUAAAUCAGAAUGGGCCAAACCCCUCACGUUCUACUCCGGUCCGGCCGGUGCUAAAUGGCACUAUCUUCCGUGGUCUCAUAGGCUCUGGCCUAGGGAAAACCAGGCCCUGUGA
This is a messenger RNA of Perkinsus marinus ATCC 50983, 654 nucleotides long. RefSeq lists its product as hypothetical. Lineage: Eukaryota; Perkinsozoa; Perkinsida; Perkinsidae. The coding region runs from base 1 to 654 and encodes 217 amino acids. The record is from RefSeq and is a predicted model, not a curated record. The transcript is spliced from 2 exons.